AUGGCACGAGGAGCAAUAUCCCUCGCCGCCAUUCCUUCAAUGGCUUCUCUUGUCAACCUCUCAAACGAGCUCUUGAUCCAAAUAUCCGAUUAUCUAUACCUUCCAGACCUUGAAUACUUUGCAUUUCUCUCCCCGAGGAUCUUCAACGUGUGUCAGCAGCGUAUUGAGGAACAUCAACAGUCGAGAAACAACCAUCGCCGCAAGGAUCAAACAAGGUGGAGAAUGGGCCAUCCUGAUCUCAGUUGGACUGAUUUUUUCAAUGAGAUGUGUCGACUAGACUAUGCGCCCUACGUGCAAGAGCUCAUCCUAGAAAGGCGCACAGGAGUUGGGGGUCCCAGCCCUCGUCUUACCCCGGAAGAGUUGGCAGCAUUCAUUCAAUUCGUCCGAGCUUCGCCUUACAUACUACCAAAUGAAGAAGACGAACUGCUAUACCAAGAGAUGUUUGUACCACGCGAGCAAUUCUGGCACAGGCCUUACCGGCGCAAUCAUGAAGGCGGACAAUUCUCGGAAAGGCGUACGUCUCUAAACACGGGCUCGACACGGCUAUUCUUCGAGCAUCUCUACAUCAUGGUCACCAGUCACCGUUCCGAACUUCAGCAUUCCGAAAAGUUUACCUACUCGUCCGGCGGAAAGAUGUAUCUCUUUGCCACGAGGAACACCCAUCGUUUAAUGCCGACUGUGGAGACUUCCGUGAAUCUUUGA
This is a messenger RNA of Letharia columbiana, 702 nucleotides long. RefSeq lists its product as uncharacterized. Lineage: Eukaryota; Fungi; Ascomycota; Lecanoromycetes; Lecanorales; Parmeliaceae. The coding region runs from base 1 to 702 and encodes 233 amino acids. The transcript is spliced from 2 exons. The record is from RefSeq and is a predicted model, not a curated record.